UCCCCCAUCAAUAAUUUCUCUCGAAACUGAACCGGAUCAUCGGGUCAGGAAUUACUAUUAUUAUUUUUUUAAUUUCUAAGUCCGGACGGACCUGCGACUCGCAAACGAAGCCUCAGCGAGCAGAUAACGAUUGAUGAUGGCGCAGGUCGGUGGUGGCGAUCUGGUUGAGAGGCUGCCGCACGCUCUAUUGCUUGAUAUUCUUUCGAUGCUCGACGUGGAAUCUCUCUGUUCGGCUGCCCCUGUUUGUAGAGCCCUUCGCUCAUCGGUUUCUCAAGUCCUCUCAUCUCUCUCCACUCUUGACCUCUCCGGGUUUACUCCUACGACACAGAUUCUAAACAGAGUUUUGAGUAAUAGUUAUGGUCUCCGAAGCCUAACUCUAAAUUGUCACCAGCUUGAUUAUUCUUCAGUCAGCAUUUUUACAAAACAACACCUAGAAGAACUUGUGUUACUGAAGGGCUUUCACUUCAUCUCUUCUAUAUUUCGUCAAAUUGGUCAAAGUUGCUUAAAUUUGAGAACACUAAGUUUGGAAUUGGUAUAUGGUGAUGAAUCUGUCUUUGUUCGUAACUGCAACAAGUCCUUGGAAAAUAUGUUCAAGGGAUGCCCGCACUUAGAGUCUCUAAGUAUAAAGUUCUAUACCCCAUAUAAUCUCCAUGGUCGAUCUGACACCAUCCAGCUUCUUCUUCCAAAAACUCUCAAAGCUUUGCUAUUACAACCUGUCACUAACUGGGAAGCUACAACGCUCAUUUUGAUGAACCAACUUGGUUUUGUUGAAAAUCUCCCUUUAUCAAUCGAUGUUCAGCCUUCUUGUCUUAUGCUGCAGUCACUGACUCUUGUUCUGGAUGUUAUUACUGAUGAACUUGUUGCAGCCAUCACAAAUUAUCUGCAUUAUUUGACUGUUCUGUGUCUGGAAGACAAUCCAUUAGAAAAACUAUCACCGUAUAAUGACUUUUCAAAUGCUGGGCUUCAGUUACUAAGCUCCAGAAAAAAUCUGAGACGUCUCUCUCUCUCAAGGAGCCGACCAAAUGUUUUCGGGAGAGUAACUGAUAUUGGUAUUCUAGUCCUGACCGAGGGAUUGAGAGGACUUGAAUCAAUAAGGCUGGAAGGAUUCUCCAAAGUGACAGAUGCUGGUUAUAUAUCCAUUCUACAGUCCUUCAAAAACCUGAAAAGGUUUGAAGUCAUCAACGGCUAUUUAUUGUCGGAUUUGGCUUUUCAUGAUCUUUCCUUUUUAUCAGGCUCUCUUGUUGAGGUAGUGUUGAUAUCCUGCCAUCUUCUAACCAGCGAAACUGCAGAAUCUUUAUCAUUGUGCAAGAACUUGGAGUUGCUGGACCUUGGGGGUUGCAAAAGCAUUGCUGAUCGUGGGUUGAAUUCAAUUUCAAUUCUUCGUAAGCUCACUUCCCUUGAUCUCAGUGGAGCUGAUAUUACUGAUAGUGGUUUGUCAGCCCUCGGCCUCGGUCGAUCUCCAAUUGUUACUUUGUGUCUUCGCGGCUGCAGAAGGGUUGGCGACCGAGGCUUCAAAAAGCUUUUUAAAAAGGGUAGUGUUAUCACUGAAACUCUGUCGAAGCUUGACUUGGGUUACUUGCCUGGUGUAUCAGAUGAAACAGUAGCUCGGAUUGUGAAGAUGUGCAGGGAAAUUACAAAUCUCUGCAUCAGGAGCUGUUUCUUUGUUACUGAUGCAUCUAUCAGAGCUCUUGGCUUGAUGCCAGAUAUAGAAGGCAGAAGAAGAUCAAUCAAAAGACUUGAUAUUUAUGGAUGCAGUCGAUUGUCAAGUGAUUCAAUUGAGCUUUUUUCCCAUCCCUACUUUCAGGGCCUUCGAUGGCUUGGCUUUGGGAAAACCAAGUUGCAUGCACAGGAAGGAGUAAGAAUGAUGGAGCUUUUGAGUAAAAGAAGAUGUAUGAGCACUUGUUCUUAUGGUUGUGAAAUGGACUGUAAAGAUGGUUGGUUUCUUCAUUAAGGAUCUGAUACUAAUGGAGAGAGACUUCCAUUCGAUGGCUUGACUUUGGAAAGAGGAAGUGUGACAAUAGAUUAGUCACUUUUAUAAAUUGUAUUUUAGAUCAUUCUCACAAUCUUUUGGUUUCUUCUGUAAUAUUUUGUUCAAAUUCUAUUUCUGUAUUGUUUUAUCUAUUUGCACUAAAAGGUUCUAAAACAAA
Dendrobium catenatum is the source of this 2147-nucleotide messenger RNA. RefSeq names its product F-box protein At-B. Gene Ontology annotation, molecular function: protein binding. Gene Ontology annotation, biological process: SCF-dependent proteasomal ubiquitin-dependent protein catabolic process. The transcript has 4 exons. Gene Ontology annotation, cellular component: SCF ubiquitin ligase complex. The record is from RefSeq and is a predicted model, not a curated record. Lineage: Eukaryota; Viridiplantae; Streptophyta; Magnoliopsida; Asparagales; Orchidaceae. Bases 134 to 1951 code for a protein of 605 amino acids.